AUUCUCCGGUGCCAUAGAUGGCGCCAUUUAGCAAGAAUCAUAGUUUGAAGAUUUACCACGAAGGAAAUAGCUUUGUUGUGUGAGUAAAGAUGGCGAUGCCCCUUGGCUUGGGGCAUUAUUGUCGCUUGGCAGGACGAGUUAGGGGCGCAUUGUCCCGCAGACAAACGCGUGGGACACUUCUUCCAGCGAUAAGAUGGUAUAUUACCCAAACGGCGGGCAAUAACGUGCAGUUUAAGCUGGACGACAGGACAGCCCACAGCAGUCUGGACCUCUUUAAGAAGGAUACAGGUGUCAUCUAUCGGGUCCUGGGCCUAGACCCCAGCCAUGUCCAACAGAACCCUGAGCGCUUCCGUGAUUGGGCCGUGGUGUUCGGAGACGGGCGAAUCACAGGUGGCCGCCACUACUGGGAGGUGACAGUGAAGAAGUCUUCAGAGUUCCGUUUAGGCGUGGCUGAGGAGGCGAUGUCACGGGACGACUGCGUAGGCACCAACCGCUCCUCCUGGGUGUUCGGCUACGUACAGCGCAAGUGGUUCGCCAUGACAACCAACCAGAGGGUGCCGGUGCCUCUGGUGGGUAAGCCUGAUCGCGUGGGCAUCCUGUUAGACUAUGAGGCCGGCCUUAUAGGCCUGGUGGAUAUCCCGAAGGCCAAGGUGAUCCACAGCAUGAGGGCCACGUUCAGGGGGCCUCUCUGCCCAGCGUUUGGCUUGUGGGAUGGAGAGCUGCUUACACACUCAGGUCUGGAGGAGCCUGAAGGCUUGAAGUGAAGCAGAAGGAUCUCUGGACUCUGAUGGCAAUAUGGCAGGCAAGUGGAUGGCAAGGCGAGAGGGGGCCCAGGAGCGGCGAUGUGCAUUAACUCUUCCAACUUGGUUUUUGUAAACUGAACACUUACAGCGGGCAGCACUUGAACAUGUCUUUCAAAUCUCCCAUGAAGAGCAAUGUUCUCCAUCUGAAUGUAAAGCUGAAGUUUAUUUUCAACAGGGGAAGCAAGGAGUUGAUCCAAUCUGUAAUUUCACUGCCAUACAGACACAGCACAAUAAGUUGUGUUUUUAUUACCUCUCGUGUUCUUUUUUUAUUUUUAUGUGGAAUAAAUGGCAACAAUAUGUAGCCAUCCUGUGUGUAACAAGAGAUCAUUAGGUACUGGGAAUGUUGCUACUAUUGCUUAAUGUCUUGACAUCCUCCAUUAUCUUGUCAAACUUGAAUUUAACCAAAACCACGCCCUUUUGAACCUUUUGAUAUAAUCCAAUUGUGUGCUGAGAUUGCAUGCUGAAAUAAAAACCGUUAGACAUU
Molecule: messenger RNA, 1287 nt
Organism: Salmo salar (Atlantic salmon)
Lineage: Eukaryota; Metazoa; Chordata; Actinopteri; Salmoniformes; Salmonidae
Product: SPRY domain-containing protein 4
Molecular function (GO): protein binding
Source: RefSeq, a predicted model, not a curated record